Messenger RNA from Saccharomyces mikatae IFO 1815, 1563 nucleotides. RefSeq names its product Smi1p (gene SMI1). The transcript has a single exon. Gene Ontology annotation, cellular component: mating projection tip. NCBI's taxonomy places the organism in Eukaryota, Fungi, Ascomycota, Saccharomycetes, Saccharomycetales, Saccharomycetaceae. The coding region runs from base 1 to 1563 and encodes 520 amino acids. The record is from RefSeq and is a predicted model, not a curated record. Gene Ontology annotation, biological process: cell wall biogenesis; regulation of fungal-type cell wall biogenesis.
AUGGAUCUAUUCAAAAGAAAAGUAAAGGAAUGGGUGUACUCUCUCAGUACUGACGAUCAUUAUGCAGAGUAUAACCCCGAUGAAGCCCCCACAUUUAACAUGGGUAAACGUUUAAACAGUAAUAAUGGACAAGUCAAUCCUUCUCAAAUGCAUCUAAAUAGUGUAGACGAAGAAAUGAGCGUGGGAUUCCAAAACGGCGUGCCAUCUAAUGACGAUAUAAACAUUGACGAAUUUACCUACACAGAUUCGAACGAUGGUGUCUCUGAAACUCUUUUAGCUUGGAGACACAUCGAGUUUUGGACGAGUGAACAUAAUCCAGAUCUAAACGCGACUUUGAGUGACCCUUGCACCCAAAACGAUAUCACUCACGCAGAGGAAGAUUUGGAAGUUAGCUUUCCUAACCCAGUGAAGGCUUCCUUUAAAAUCCAUGAUGGGCAAGAGGACUUGGAAUCGAUGACCGGCACUUCAGGCUUGUUUUAUGGCUUUCAGCUAAUGAAAUUAGAUCAAGUCGUGGCCAUGGCGCAGGCCUGGAGAAAUGUUGCAAAGAAUCUUAAUAAAAGAUCCCAACAAGGUUUAUCACAUGUUACAUCUACCGGCUCUUCUUCAUCGAUGGAAAGAUUGAAUGGUAACAAAUUCAAGCUUCCAAAUAUCCCCGAUCAAAAAUCUAUUCCUCCAAAUGCUGUACAACCAGUAUAUGCACAUCCCGCUUGGCUUCCGUUAAUAACAGACAAUGCCGGUAACCAUAUCGGUGUAGAUUUGGCACCUGGUCCAAACGGGAAGUAUGCUCAAAUUAUAACAUUUGGUAGAGACUUUGAUACGAAGUUUGUUGUCGCUGACAAUUGGGGUGAAUUCUUAUUAUCGUUUGCUAACGAUUUAGAAGCUGGUAAUUGGUACUUGGUAGAUGACAGUGAUGACUACUUCAGCGGUGAUGGUGAAUUGGUCUUUAGAGAUAAAAAAUCCAAUGGACCCAUACAGGAUUACUUUGAAGUUUUGAAAAGAAGAACGUGGGUUAAAUAUCAAGAAAGUCUAAAAGCACAAAAACAAAAAUCUCAAUCUGAACCGUCUUCGCAACAACAGAAAUCCGUUCCUGCCGUGCAAAAGGAAGCAGCAACACCAACAAAUGACCAGCCCUCUAUUCUCAACGAAGAAUCCAUAGAUGGUGAAGAUAUUGAUGGCGUAGAUGCACAGCCUGUUCAGGAUCAUGAAUCUGUGAAAGUUGUCAAAAAUAAAUCUAGUGGGGUUGAAGUGGAAGCUAAAGCUACAAAUACAGAGGAAUCUAACCAACCAAAUCAUGAAGUCAGAAUUGACGGUGAGGACAGUAAACAGAAUAAAGACGAAGAAAAAGCAGAAAAGGAGUCAAAGGUGGAUUUGAGAGAACAUGUUGAAAAUGAGCAUGCUGAGAAAUCGAAGGAAAACGCUGAUGACAUAAAUAACAAAGAAGAAGAAAAAGAAGAAGAAAAAGAAAAAGAAGAAGAAGUAACCAAAGAAAGCAGAAAUGAAAAAGGAAGCGAUGAUGCUAAAGUGGAUGAAGCAAGAGAAGAAUUUGAAAAUAUAGCCUUAUGA